AUGUGGCCAUCGUUACUUCGUAAAGCUAAGGCGGGUGGGAUAAACAUUAUUGAAACAUAUGUCUUCUGGAACUUACACGAGCCGGUGCGUGGAACUUACGAUUUUACUACCGACUCGGCCAACUUGCCCUACUUUAUCCAGCUAUGUAAAGAACUCGACCUCUAUGUAUGCCUGCGAAUUGGACCCUAUGUUUGUGCCGAAUGGAAUUUCGGUGGAUUCCCUGUCUGGUUAAAACAUUUGCCAGGUGUAGAAUUGCGCACAAAUAAUGAGGUUUACUUACGCGAAAUGAAGCGGUUUACGAGUAAAGUUGUAGAUAUUGUGCGCCCGUUCCUGCCCGAUAAGGCCGGUCCGGUGAUUCUUCUGCAGAUCGAGAAUGAAUAUUCCAGUAUAUCAGAUGCUUAUGGCGAGGAGGGUGUAAAGUACACGGAAGAAUGUGGCCGUUUCGUGAAUGAAUUGAAUCUCUCGGCGUUAUGGUUUAUGUGUCGUCAGCCCUAUAAUGUGCCGGGUAUAAUUAAUACCUUAAAUGAUUUCUACUGUCAUCCCUUUAUUGAUGACCAUCGUAAAAAUUUUCCUACUGCUCCGGCGAUGUGGACCGAGCAUUGGCCCGGCUGGUUUCGAUGGUUUGGCCAUGCCAAACCAACUCGGCCGACUGAGGAUGUGGUUUAUGCGGUAACCUACUGGUUCGCCAAAGGUGGUUGCUUUCAUGCAUACUACAUGUAUCAUGGGGGUACAAACUUUGGCCGCUGGGCCGGGGGACCAUACAUUACUACAUCAUAUGAUUACGAUGUCAUGUUAGAUGAGUAUGGACUAGAACGUUAUCCUAAGUAUCAUCACACAAAACGACUUCACGACAUUCUUUUUCAAUUCGAAGAUGU
Acaulospora morrowiae is the source of this 875-nucleotide messenger RNA. The record is from the annotation of a GenBank genome assembly. NCBI's taxonomy places the organism in Eukaryota, Fungi, Glomeromycota, Glomeromycetes, Diversisporales, Acaulosporaceae.